This is a messenger RNA of Mauremys mutica (yellowpond turtle), 5813 nucleotides long. RefSeq names its product zinc finger protein 850-like. Gene Ontology annotation, biological process: negative regulation of transcription by RNA polymerase II. Gene Ontology annotation, cellular component: nucleus. The transcript has 6 exons. The record is from RefSeq and is a predicted model, not a curated record. The coding region runs from base 729 to 4460 and encodes 1243 amino acids. NCBI's taxonomy places the organism in Eukaryota, Metazoa, Chordata, Testudines, Geoemydidae. Gene Ontology annotation, molecular function: DNA-binding transcription repressor activity, RNA polymerase II-specific; RNA polymerase II cis-regulatory region sequence-specific DNA binding.
AGACCCCCCCCUUUCCCAGUCUGCUGGGUCCCUCCUCACGCCACCAGGUCCCUCCUCUCCCCCGCCAGACGCCCCCUCCUGACCGGGUACUCCUCACCCACCCACACAGCGGGUCCCUCCUCAUCCCCCUUCCCUGCAAGACCCCUCCCAGCCCGCUGAGUCCUGCCUCACCUCCCCCUCCCGGGCCAGACCUGCCCCCACCUGCCGGGUCCCUCCUCGACCCCCCUCUCCCGCCAGAGGCCCCCUCCUUCCAGGUCCCUCCUCACCACCCCUCUCCCCCGCAAGCCCCUCGGGGCACUUCUCACCCGCUGGGUCCCUCCUCAUUCGUCCUCCCCCAUGAGACUUCCUGCUGGCUGUGUCCCUCCCAGGAGAGGAGAGAUGGGAUGAAGGGGAGGGGGCGAGGCCUGGGGCUGGAGAGGUGAGGCAGGGAGCUAGCCUCACUCAGGGGAAGCUUCAUCCUCCACCCACACUUUCCCUGUCUGUGCUACUUCCCUCUCAAAUGCUGAUAGAAAUUCCCUCUAGUGCUUCCCUUUUCUCUCUCAUUAUCACCUAUGAAGUGUUUUCCCAGUGUGACAGAAUCUAGGAUGUCCAUCUGCAGGGAAAGGGAUUGGGGGAAUUCUGAUGUGAAAUGAACUAAAGCCUGUUCUGAGACCUCCACAAUUGCCCUUCUCGCCCUGCCAGGCUGCAGAAUGAUGCCCACAUGUUGCUCCAGCUAAUCCCGUCCUCCCAUGGGACAGGAAAGAGAAAUGGCUGCAGAGGAGCCAGUUCAGGGGCCGGUGACCUUCGAGGAGGUGGCUGUGUAUUUCACCAGGGAAGAGGGGACUCUCCUGGACCCCACCCAGAGAGCCCUCUACAGAGACAUGAUGCAGGAGAACUAUGAGAAUGUGACCUUGCUGGGGUUUCCUGUUUCCAAACCUGACGUGAUCUCCCAGCUGGAACGAGGGGAGGAGCCGUGGGUCCUGGAUCUCCAGGGCUCUGAGGAAGGAGAGAUCCUGAGAGGCGCCUGCGCAGAAGGUGCUGGGAUGGUGAGUGAGAACGAGGAGCUGAAUCCUGAGCAGGAAGAUGCUGAGCAAGUGGAAACACACGGGGGAUUAUUGCAAGGAUCCCAAGGGAAUGUGUCCAGGCUUCAUGUGCAGGGAAAAGCCUGUGAGAGUCAGCACAGGCCAGAGAGGCAGCAGGGAAACCAACCCUUGAAGAAAGUGGGCAAAUCCAUUAAUUGUCAGGGGACUCACCAGAACUCCAAGGAAAUCACAGCCCAGCAGAGAAUACCCACAGGAGAGAGAAAAAACACAUGCACUGAGUGUGGGAAACACUUCACUCUGAACUCCACCCUCGUUAGACAUCAGCGGAUCCACACGGGAGAGCGCCCCUACAAAUGCUGUGAGUGCGGGAAACAGUUCAGUGAGAAAUCAAACCUUAUCACACAUCAGACAAGCCACACAAGAGAGAGACCUUACGAGUGCUGUGAGUGCGGGAAAAGCUUCACUCAGAACUCAUCCCUUACUAGACAUCAGAGGAUCCACACAGGAGACAGACCCUAUGAAUGCAGUGAGUGCGGGAAGAAGUUCACUCUGAGCUCAUUCCUUAUUAAUCAUCAGAGAAUGCACACAGGAGAGCGCCCCUAUACAUGUGGUGAGUGCGGGCAAACGUUCGCUCAGAGCUCAGCCCUAUUUAAACAUGAGAAGAUCCACACGGGAGAGCGCCCCUAUGAAUGCUCUGAGUGCGGGAAACAAUUCAUUGAGAAAUCAACAUUUAUUAAACAUCAGACAAGCCACACAGACAAGAGACCCUACGAGUGCUGCGAGUGCGGGAAAAGCUUCACGCGGAGCUCAUCCCUUAUUAGACAUCAGAGGAUCCACACAGGAGAGAGACCGUAUAAAUGCUCUGAGUGCGGGAAAAGUUUCACUUUCAAAUCAAACCUUAAUAUACAUAAGAGGAUCCACACAGGAGAGCGCCCCUAUGAAUGUUGUGAGUGCGGGAAACAGUUCACAUGGAGCACAGCCUUUCUUAAACAUCGGAGAAUCCACACAGAAGAGGAGCCCUAUGAAUGCUGUGAGUGUGGGAAAACAUUCCCUCAGAGCUCAGCCCUUCUUAAACAUCAGAAAAUCCACACAAGAGAGAGACACUAUGUGUGCUGUGAGUGUGGGAAAAGCUUUACUCGGCGCUCAUCCUUUAUUAGACAUCAAAGGAUUCACACAGGAGAGAGACCGUAUAAAUGCUGUGAGUGUGGGAAAAGCUUCGUUUUCAAAUCAAACCUUAAUAAACAUCAGAGAAUCCAUACAGGAGAGCGCCCCUACAAAUGCUGUGAGUGUGGGAAACAGUUCAGUGAGAAAUCAAACCUUAUCAUACAUCAGACAGGCCACACAGGAGAGAGACCCUAUGAGUGCUGUGAGUGCGGGAAAAAGUUCACUCAGAGCUCAGGCCUCUUUCAUCAUCAGAGAAUGCACACAGGAGAGCGACCCUACACAUGCUGUGAGUGUGGGAAAAAGUUUACGCAGAGAUCAGGCCUUAUUAAUCAUCAGAGAAUCCACACUGGAGAGCGCCCCUAUGAGUGCUCUCAGUGUGGGAAAAAGUUCACUCAGAGCUCAGGCCUUAUUAAUCAUCAGAGAAUCCACACUGGAGAGCGCCCCUAUGAGUGCUCUGAGUGCGGGAAAACGUUCCCUCAUAACUCAGCCCUUAUUAAACAUCAGAGGAUCCACACAGGAGAGAAACCAUAUGAGUGCUGUGAGUGUGGGAAAAGCUUCACUGAGAAGUCAUCCCUUAUUAGACAUCAGAGGAUCCACACAGGAGAGAGACCAUAUGAAUGCUGUGAGUGUGGGAAAAGGUUCACUUUCAAAUCAGACCUUAAUAAUCAUCAGAGGAUCCACACAGGAGAGCGCCCCUAUGAGUGCUGUGAGUGCGGGAAACAGUUCACUUGGAGCACAGGGCUUACUAUUCAUCGGAGAAUCCACACAGGAGAGCGACCCUAUACAUGCUGUGAGUGUGGGAAAAAGUUCACUCAGAGCUCAAGUCUCAUUAAUCAUCAGAGGAUCCACACACGAGAGCAGCCUCACGUCUGCAUUUCAUGUGGGAAACACUUCACUCUGAUCUCCACCCUCGUUAGACAUCAGCGGAUCCACACGGGAGAGCGCCACUACAAAUGCUGUGAGUGCGGGAAACAGUUCAGUGAGAAAUCAAACCUCAUUACUCAUCAGACAAGCCACACAAGAGAGAGACCCUACGAGUGCUGUGAGUGCGGGAAAAGCUUCACGCGGAGCUCUACCCUUACUAGACAUCAGAGGAUCCACACAGGAGACAGACCCUAUGAAUGCCGUGAGUGUGGGAAAAAGUUCACUCAGAGCUCAGUCCUUAUUAAUCAUCAGAGAAUGCACACAGGAGAGCGCCCCUAUACAUGCUGUGAGUGCGGGCAAACAUUCGCUCAGAGCUCAGCCCUAUUUAAACAUGAGAAGAUCCACACAGGAGAGCGCCCCUAUGAAUGCUCUGAGUGCGGGAAACAAUUCAUUGAGAAAUCAAAAUUUAUCAAACAUCAGACAAGCCACACGGGAGAGAGACCCUAUGAAUGUUGUGAGUGCGGGAAACAGUUCAGUGAGAAAUCAAACCUUACUAAACAUCAGACAAGUCACACAGACGAGAGACCCUACGAGUGCUGCGAGUGCGGGAAAAGCUUCACACGGAGCUCAUCCCUUAUUAGACAUCAGAGGAUCCACACAGGAGAGAGACCGUAUAAAUGCUGCGAGUGCGGGAAAAGCUUUGCUUUCAAAUCAGAUGUUGUUAAACAUCAGAGGGUCCACACGGGAGAGCGCCCUUAUGAGUGCUGUGAGUGCGGGAGACAGUUCAGUCAGAAAUCAAACCUUAGUGCACAUCAGAGAGGCCACACACAGCAGAGUCCCUUUGAGUGCUGUGAGUGUGGGAAAAAGUUCACUCAGCGCUCAGGCCUUAUUAAUCACCAGAGAAUCCACACAGGAGAGCGCCCCUAUACAUGCUCUGAGUGGGGGAAACAGUUCAGUGAGAAAUCAAACGUUAUUAAACAUCAGACAGGCCACACAGGAGAGAGACCCUAUGAGUGCUGCGAGUGCGGGAAAAGGUUCACUCAGCGCUCAGGCCUUAUUAAUCACCAGAGAAUCCACACAGGAGAGCGCCCCUACACAUGCUGUGAGUGUGGGAAAAAGUUCACUCAGAGCUCAGGCCUUAUUAAACAUCGGAGGAUCCACACAGGAGAGAAACCCUAUGAGUGCUGUGAGUGCGGGAAACACUUCACUGAGAGCUCAUCUCUUAUUAGACAUCAGGGGAUCCACACGGGAGAGAGACCAUAUGAAUGCUGUGAGUGUGGGAAAAGCUUCACUUUUAAAUCAGACCUUAUUAAUCAUCAGAGGAUUCACACACAAGAGCAGCCUGUGAAUGCAGGAAAAGUUUCAUCCGGAGCUCACAACUUAACAGACAUCAGCGAUUUCACAGGAUAGAGACACGCCAUAAACACUUUGUGCAGGGCAGAGAAAAGAUUGUUUUAAAGCCAUUUGCAAAUUCCAACAAAGGGACUUUUUAGGGCUGUUUGCACCAUUUGCAUCACCCUGUUCUCUCAGCUCCCCCAGGUGAGUUGCCCUGUGCCCUUUGCAGGUCACCGUUUUCUGGGGUGAAUCCCAUGGUCCUUUCUACCAACUCCGUUGUCCUGUGGGUCAUGGGAGUGUGUGUCACUCUGGCCAGGAGUGUCCAUCAGCCUCAUGUGGGGUUAAUAGGGGUGACCUCAGGUAGGAGAAAUCUAAAAUUGACCUAGGCUUUGCCUCCUCUAAGAUUUUCCAGCCUGCUGGAGGUAGCUAUCCUAAUGUAAACACCCCGCUAGAUGUGCCGUGCUGACAGAGCCCAGGCACAGGGGUCGGGGUUACCUAGCACCUUCCCCUUUGACCUGUCCUAGUCAACACCAAUUUUCAUACUUGAGACAAGCCCUGAGCGGCACUUUUAUACUCUUACCGCACUAGCAGAGCGAUUGUUAGUCACCAAGUUUCUCCUUUUGGCGACAGAUUGUCUCAUUCCCAGUUGUUCUCACGCUGGUCCAGGUUGGGCUGGGGGGCAGGUUGUUUUCUUUUUAUCAUUUCCCUUAAUGAGAAUCUAUUUCAAUAUAAGGAAGAGGAGGAGCAGGACUGGGACAAAUGUAUCAUUUUGGCCUCUAUGACACUGGAAGGAAAUGGGGUGAGUCGUCGGGAUUACCUCCUUCCCCAUUGCCGUCACUAGGCCUGCUCACUCCAGCAGCUGGGUUCUGUCUGAGCCACAAUGGAGUUUUAUCCACCUCUGUUCUACCCCUCCACCUCCCACAGAGUCUCUGCACUUUGUAGCAAAUUGAUCCUAAAUCCGACUUGUUAGGGCUGGAGAUGAAGGUGUCCCAGACCUGGAUGGGGAAUUUCCAUGGAUCCCAAACACAGUGUGAUCAUUCUGAGUUUAAAUCCCAGUUUCUGUCUAUUGACAGAGCCACUUCUGGACAUUUUCCUGCUGAGCUGGGAUCGUUUGCACACGAGAAGGUCAGCAAUUUUUCCCAAUUACGAUGAUGCUAAUUUUCUUUUUUUGUCAAUAACACAAUUUCAUAAUAAUGAAGUGCUGUGGAGUGAAGCCGGUUUGAAUGGAUCGGAGGAGAAAGUGACGGGGGAAUCUGCUCUCCUGGUUUUUGAGUUAUUGGCUGUAACCUGCUCUAGAAUUUAAUUUUAUAUGAAAUUGAAACUGACUCAUACAGAGCUAGCUGAGUGAUGUUAAGAAUAGUUUAGGUUUAGUGAGCUGUGUUCUUCACUUUAUUUGUUUUAUACAUUUCAUUAAAAUGAACAAAGAGA